CAAAAUCAAUGUCUACCAACCUCAUGCGAUGAAGGUCGAGUCGGGGACGUGUUGAGUCUGAAGGUCGUUCACAGAAUGAGAUGAGGUAUUCGAGGCCUACGCCUAGCAUGAGCAUGCAGUUUGCGAUCAAUUGCACAAGUAGUACAUACGAUGGUUCCUCUUUGACGCUCGUCCCCUCAGACUCCAUGUUAUAUUCCUCACGACUAUCCUCGCUCGAGUACAUCGUUUGUAUAUUGUAUAUAAUAGUACUACUUGAUGUUGAUGUUGAUGACGAUUUCGUCCAAGUGGUCCAUCUACUUCUCGUAGUUUCUUAAUUCUGCACCUACUCACAUUUUUGUUGCGUACAUUCUGACUAUUGUGUAAAAAUUCUAGCGUGUAUGAAUGCUUUCUCCUCGUCGGCCUGAAGCCUAAUAUGUAUGAUUUUGGGAUUCAGCCCACUAAUAUGAUCUGCAGACUUCUUUAUCUUUACCUUUGUAGUGACGCAUUGAUAUUCUCCUUUCUUCUAUCUAUUUUUGCCUCAAAAUAAGUAGCAGACGUAAUUGCAAAGAACGUAGUCGCGUUUAGAAGUUCCCAUCUCAAUCACAAGAUGACGGUAGCCAUUCCUUCGGCGAGUACAAGUUUGCCGCCGAUCGACGCGUCGCCCGGGCGCGGUGCUCCUUUCGGCCAUUGUACCAACGUCGGUGUGGAAAAUGGGAGAAGCACGACGCCGCCUAAGGAGAUCGCGCUAGAGCUUUACGUCGAUGAGGCAUUCCGUUUUGCUGGCCCUACCACGAAGAAAUUAGCGAACCUGAAGAACUUGCUACGGCAGCGAUGCUUUCUGCUCGCUUACCGCAACCUCAAAAGCGACCAGAAGCUAGCGCGUUUGGAGAAACAAUUGGAAGAUCAGGCGGCAGAGAUGGUUCGAGUCCGCGAAGCUGUCGCUGCGAAGGAGUUUGCUGCUGAGCGCAAAGCAGAGGAGGCUCAGAGGGUCAUGGAUAAGUGCCGUGAACAGGAACGCAAACUUGAUAGAGAAAUUGCCAAGCUCAACGAGCGCAUAAAGCAUUUGGAAGAAAUACUGCAGGUACACUUCUGAGAUGACUACCUCUUUCUUGUUUAUCUGAUGACCUGAUGCAAUAAAAUAGAGCAGCUGCAGCUGCAACCACAAAUGUUGAAUAUGGAUUCGUGCUAUGGUCGAAAAAUGUUUUUUUGAAGAGGACGAGGACCUGCGUAGUGGAACAAUAAAGCCAGAUUAUUUGAUAAAAUUUUGUAGCAUGGAUGAACAUCUUCGAUCCCGUGACUUUUCUCUCUUCUUGACCACCUUUUCCUCAGGCUGUGACGGACGCGAAGACUGCUCGUGAGAAUGAACUGAGUAUUAUCCGCUCGCAGCAAGAGCACGUCAUCAUGGAUGCAAAGGAAGGGGCCACGACGGAGUUGCGACGGAAAGCAAGGUUGCAGGCAGAGCAACUCUCACAGCAGAUUGCUGUGCUGGAGAAGGAGCUUCAGCAUUUUAGAGACCGCUGCCAGGCUCUGGAGGAGCAGGCGAGACUCCGGUCGCACGAAGAACAGCUAAAAUUUGCGAAUAACGUUCUGGGUGAGCGCCGUGAGAAAGCAAGGGAGCGAAUGCAGCGAGUCGCGUACAUACCAGGUUCGAAUGCGCAUCACACUGCAGGUAUGUCUACCAUCACGCCUGGAGUGGCAGGUGCGGCAGCCGGCAAAGCGGGUGGCGGCGCGAAAGGAGGCAAUAAAGAUGGAGGAGGGAGCAAAGACGGUACUGGGAAAAAGGACAAAGACGCGAGCUCGUCUGGGAAAGGCAAGAAAGUAGAGGAUAAAGACAGUAGUCCCGGAGCUAAGAAAAAGAAGAAGCAGGGGGGAGCGAACAAAAACGAUAACGCGGAUGAUAAGCAGGAUGAUGCUACUCCGACACGUACUAUUUACUUCGGUGCCGUGUCGUGCACAUAUCAUUCAAUGAAAUCUUAAAUCGAGGAUGUUCUUGUUCUGUUCAUGAUAUUUCUUUUUGGAAAUCAAUGUUAAUUGUUAAUGGAAUUCCAUCUUGACUCACAGUUUCGGAACACUGGUCAGGGCGAAAUUCCAUUCCAAAGUGACUCAGAUUCAGAUACUUUUCAAUUGAUAACCAUUACAUCGAACUCGGAAGAUAAAAAGUAGGAGGUGUUGUAGCUGUCAUGCAAUUGACUUAUCUAAAUCUUCUUCCGUAAAAGUGCAUGUUUAGGUACUAGCGCUGGCAGUCCGCAACAACAGCGUGCGUCACCGCAAGACAUGCUUGGAGCUCUAGACCCAGAGGCGAUUCUAGCCCCUAGAUUGACAGAGGAGGAUAUCUGCGCAACGAUCGAUGCAUGCGAAGGGCGAUUUAAUGAAGAACGCAAGCGUUGGGAGACCGAGCGUGCUGAGUUGCGCAUGAUGUAUGAGCAGAAGGCGCUGCUACACGCCACGCAGCAGGCCACCCGGCAAACGCGGCUCUCCGAGGCACAUGAUAAGAUGCGGGACCUGGAGGCAGUUGUGCGGCACUUUCGCGCGAUCGAGCGCGAGCACGUACGAUUGGCGCAAGACGACAAGCAGAACCGCGUGCACGCCUUACAGCGAGUUACAAGGAUAUCGAAAUUAGCAAAGGAGGAAUCUCUAGGACCGUUGGAGCAGCUGACGGAUAUCAAGUCAUUGCGUGCGCGGGCCGAAGCGACGCUGAAACUCAAGACACUAGAAAACGAAACACACAGAAUUGCGAGACUCAUGCAUCAUGAAAAAAGGAUGAAGGUACAAAUUAGACAGAAGACAAGCAGAAAUGACUCUCUUGUCUGCAGUAUCAUGAUGCACUGAAUAUCUGGGACACCUAGACCACACGACCUUCGUCGGCUAGCAUCUACUUUCGCACCACAUGAAAGAAGUGUUGUGAAGAGACCAAUUCUUUCAUGCUUCUACUUCCAAACUGUCACUGUCUCAUUUUCAGCCUGAAGCUGUGGCACCGACCUUGCUGGAGGAGGCUCCUGCUGAGGAGGAGCGCAUGUGGAGUGUCUUUGGUGAGUUGCGAGAGCUUGACCAGACUUGCGCGGAUCUGCGCGCGGUCCCUGAAAAGCUCGACGCCGUUAACCCUCCAGAAGAUGACCACAUGUACGAGCUACCUAAACCCGUGUUUGAGUUUGAGACGCUGAGAGAUAACAUUCCGGACCUAGGUGGGGUAGACGACUACGUCACAGCGAUUGACAAGCUUCGAAGGGCUGCGAAUAGUGCCAACGUGAUGUCAAUGAUGGGCGGUCCAAUGUUGUCCAACCUGGCUGCCGCGGCUUCUCCUGCUGCGCCAAUGGGUGACGCAAGCAACUAACCCCAUGGACUUUUGUAGCGCGACGUCGCGUUCUUGUCGCAAAGCCUGGACGAGGCCGCAAAAGUUCAGGCUGCUCCGUAUAAGGUGGCUUCGUUAAGCAGUCAACACCUUUGAAGCCAGGAUCUAUCAUGAAUGCCUAUGCAUAGAUUGAAGAGAUUCUGAAGUGGUAGAUACCUGCUCAUUCUCCUAUUGGCUCAAACGAAAGAGACCUUCAAACAAUGUACCAUACCCUUUUUUGGACGGGCCUUAUGUGAUUUCAUUUGGUAAAAGUAAUCCGUCGGAUUAUAAAGAUAAUGAGUUGCACUUGCACGUUAAACAUUCAGAAAUGUACGUACAUAUUCCAACACCUUCCUGCAUUCACAACACCUUGUUGCAUCGAAAUAUGCUGAUACAACCACUGUGAUUGCACAGAUUUUUAUCUACUAAUAAAUAUCUUAUGUAGUCGUGGUGCUACAGCAUAUCUAGGGGGAGGGUGAUGUAUGAUACCAUGUUGUGUAGAAGAUCAUAUAGCUGAAGAGUCUAGAAAAACAGAAUCAUUUGUACAAAUCGUCUAUUGGAAUAAAGAGCUCAAACAAAAACUGCAUGGCAGCACAAGGAACUGCAAAAAAUUCAAACACAUUCAUAGCUCUACCUUUUAGUUUUACUGCUGAAAGAAAAUCUUCUUGCUGCAUCUAUUUUUCAUCGUGUAAGUG
This is a messenger RNA of Amoebophrya sp. A25, 4002 nucleotides long. NCBI's taxonomy places the organism in Eukaryota, Dinophyceae, Syndiniales, Amoebophryaceae. The record is from the annotation of a GenBank genome assembly.